Amoebophrya sp. A120 is the source of this 889-nucleotide messenger RNA. The record is from the annotation of a GenBank genome assembly. Lineage: Eukaryota; Dinophyceae; Syndiniales; Amoebophryaceae.
AUGUGGAACAGGUGGCUUCCUUGUAUGAAUGGACAAAAUGAUAUAACAACUUCUCUUCAAAAAAAUACCGGCAUGCUGGCUAAAAACGCAGGCGCUUCGCCAUGCCUCUGCUUGAACACGCAGCACAUUCAAGAAGUGGCGCGUAAUCUUCUGUCUGCGUGUUGCUUUUUGAAUUCAUGAGAUCGCGGCAAAAAAAUCCAAGAAAGAGGAAAGAACAUUGCUGCGUGAUCAUGCCUAAAAAGGGCGCGAACAGCAAAGAUCACUCUAAUGGCAGUUGUUUGUUAUUGUGUCCAGUCAUAUUUUCAUCUUGUAACUGUGGACGCGCCGGCCGCGAACGCGGCACAUCUACCGAAGAAUCAGACCGGGAGUGGGAAGAGUUUCAACGGGAGACGGACAAAGGACUGGAAGACGAGGAAGCCGAAGCUGCAAGAGCCAAAGCUGCAAGAGCCGAAGCUGCAAGAGCCGAAGCAGCUGCAGCAAGAGAUCGCGUGGUGGCGGUCGAGGAUGCGAAAAACCAGCUGAAUCAGCUCGCCGUAACCCCCCGUUACAACCCCGGGAGCAAAUCCCUGCCCCGCAACCCUCCUAACAACCGCCAGGCUUCGCGAAUGAAACCCGACAACCCAAGCGGUGAGACUUGGGUCUCGAGCGACGAGCAGUCUGCGUAUCGUGUGAACCACGAAGACAACGCCUUCAGGGGGCGCCUCCCGCGACCAUAGUUGCAAGAAAUGAUGGAGAUGUUGAGAAGGACGGUGCUCGUCAUCUUUUUCGGAGAAGUAAAAACGCUAUUCGUCUUGUUCUUGUUACGAGGAGAAAUGACGCGAAAAACACAGAUGGUCGCAAAUGACAGACCAUUGACAGAAGCGGCCCAAGAUAAAGUACAUUGUUCGAA